Molecule: messenger RNA, 1554 nt
Organism: Schistocerca gregaria
Lineage: Eukaryota; Metazoa; Arthropoda; Insecta; Orthoptera; Acrididae
Exons: 14
Coding region: 487-1464 (325 amino acids)
Source: RefSeq, a predicted model, not a curated record
CAGCAUUCCAAAAGCCUCUUGCAAAACUGGAGAGGAUGGUCGACCACAGAUGAGGGUGAUAUUUCUCUCUCGCCUCGGUCAUGCUCAUCUUCUUCUGCCAGGACAUGAGCAGUCAGGAUGUGAUGUCCCCUGUACUGCCAAAGUAGACGCUAUCUUUGCAAGAACUGCAGCACUGAAUCUUCCUCGUGUGCUGGCUUCAAAAGGCUUUCGUACCGGACUGCCGACCUCUCACCCUUACCUGGCAAUGUGGCUGUCUCACUUCUAGAGGGCUGCCCUGCUGGGUUUGGUCUACAGGAUGGACUAUGCACCCCUUGUGACGCCCAGCACUACAGUGCUGAUGAUGACCCAAACUGCAGAGAGUGUCCAGAAGGAGAGUACCAGCCUAACAGAGGCUCUCACAAAUGUCUGCCCUGCCCACAUCCGUUCGCAGCAGCAAGCUGUCUGGCACUUGUAAAGUUGGAGACUGAUGAGGAGACCAAUGAAGAGAUGGCUGGACCAAGUGAAGGAGGAUAUGGGAACAAGAAGAGUCAUCUGGGAAACAGUCCUGAAAGAAGCAUGUUUCAUCAGCGAUACAGCUAUACUGCUAUGGCUACUGCAGGAAGUUUGUUCUUGGUUAUCAUCAUCUUAUUGUUAAUAAUUAUGCCAACUAUUAAACGUCAGAACAGUCUAAAGACACGGUCACCUUAUAGGCCUGAUAAGCCCAGAGGAUCUGGGAAGAGGACACCAAAUAAGAGACAUAAUUCUGUGAGGCAUGUUACAGGAGAAAGAAAACCUACUGACUAUGGAAACAUUGGCUAUACUGCCGUGAAUGUGGACCCACUAGAGGAGGAGCUUUAUCAUCAGACAUAUGGAGAUGGAGCACACUUAUCACGGCCUGAAAUAAUCCAGAGAAGCAAGGUUCAGAUUGCAAAUGAAGUAAAUAGGCUUGUUGAUGAAGCAGCUGCAAGAGUAGUCCAGGAGCAACAGCUAGGCCGGCACAAAAAGUACAGAAGCCCUUUUGUUCCACGUCACACGAAGAUCGAUCUUUUAGGAAUACAGACACCUACUGUUCCUGUUUACGAUAAUAGUCAAGACCAUGUUGGAUAUAGAGAAUGGAAAGCUGAUUCAAAACAGAAGAAACACAGACGUAGUAAAGAGUCCCACACAAGAAACAGAGUCUACAGAGAUUAUAAGGUUCAUGAUGAGGAAUUGGGAAAAAGACAUACUGACUCACAGAAGGAGCAUGUAAGGGAAGAGUCUCCUCAAAGAAGAGAUGUGAAGAGACAAGAUUCCUUCAUAUCAAGCUUGGGAUUAAUAGUUGAAGAGGAUGAAAAUGGUCAAGAAGAUGGACUGCAAACACAAACUGUUCAGGAUGCACAACCCUGGAAUAAAGAGAGUAUUUCUUCAUUUUUUUUACCCCAGUCCACAGAUGAAUCUGACAUAGUAAGGAAGCAGGCACCAAGUCCACCACCCCCAGAUUUUUAAACAUUUAUGUGUAAGGAUGUCUGUAGUGAGAGUGUAAACUCCAUUUGUAAAUAAUAUUUAGGUCAAUAGAUUUAUAAGUAAUUUAUUUUG